AUGGUGUCGCUACCACGCUUCUUCCACUCCACCACCCCCGACGGCACUGUUGCCACUCCUACGUCUCCGUCAAUACAGCCCUUAGCUGUUGGUAACACAAGCAACAUGAGCCGGCACAGCAGCAAUCUGCUACCCGCUUUGGGCAGCCCAGGUAGUCUCAAAGCGGUGUUUAAUGGCCCUGACCCUCGAGACUCCACCAUGACCGACGAGUACGUGGACGAGAUUGUGCCUGACUUUGUCCAGUGCUCCAUUAUGGGCUCAAACACCCCCUUCGGUCGCCGUUCACGCCUCGAUGACUCGGCAGGCGAGGGUUUGCGCAGGAACGUCCUGGUCCGCAAUGCUAUGCUUUCGAGCCUGGAACGGGAGCGUCGCCAGAUCGCAGAGGAGGCUUUUCUAUCUAGCCCCCCGGCAACCACACUAACCCUGGACAAGAGCAACCCACAUGACGAUGUCGACGACGAGGCUCAGUUCUUUGAGGACUUGCUCUCGGAGCUCAGCGGUUCCGAAUACUCGAGUCCAGCAAGCUCUAUGCUCGAGCCUGUUGCACACACAAGCGCUGUAACUUCGCACACUGCCCUUAAAUCGACAGAGGCGAACGAUGAGGAAGACUUCGUCCAGCUGGAAGCCAACCUCCCCGGCGAAUCUCUGCGCACCAAUGACACCACGCCGCUAGCUGCGCCUGCUGCCAUCACAGAAGCUCGAGAUGAGGCGACAGUCAACAAGGUGCCUCAAACUCUUGUUGAUUCGUGCUCGAGCGCCUUCUCGGCCGCUCCUGUCUGUGGUGACUCAGGCUUCACAGAUGAGGUAUCUCGACCCGCCUCGGCUGCCACCUGCUGCACAGGAUAUCCCAAUGUGUGCCCUUACCCUGCCAUCUCAAGCUACGUUGGAGGAUCGUCGGAAGAACUCCCUGCCCUCAUCGAUGAUGACGACAGCGAUGCGGAAGAAGAUGACGACGACGAAGCAGGAGAAGUUGACGGUGCAGAUCAAGCAGCGCAAGACUUUGCUCAGGCUGUCGAAGCCGUUAUUCAGCCAGCAUUGCUCAGUCCCGACCGUGAUGCCUCACGAUCGAGGCCGCUUUCACCUGUCACUUCGCCUGUACAUUCGGUCUGUGUCGACUACACAACCUUCCGUGAUCAGCUCUCUCCCGAGCCCUCGCGUCCAACAUCGCCCAUCUCGAGUGCUUCGUCGAAAGGCGAUGGAGACGGUCCCAGCCCUAUGCUUCUGCCUUCCGACUUGGGCGCUCUUCCUUCAAUAGCUGAGCUGUCCCUGCAACUUCCGAUCGCAUCAGGAGCAGAUCUGCUGGCCCGACCCUCUCAUGCUCUUGCAGGUGCUUGGUUUGACCACCACAAGGUAGACACUUCCAGCCAUGCAAGCACGAGCGCUGACCGCAUCCGCUGGACCACCUCCCCGGCCACCUACUUCCGCUCAGGGCCGGCGACUUCGUCGACGUCCACACUAACGGACUUCCAGCACCACCACCACCACCACCACCAUAGACUUGCCGAUACGCAUUGCACCAGCAGCUACCCCAGUGUAGCGCCGAGCGAUCUAGCUGAUCACAACAUCGUGGUUCACUGGUCGCGUUGA
Molecule: messenger RNA, 1587 nt
Organism: Ustilago hordei
Lineage: Eukaryota; Fungi; Basidiomycota; Ustilaginomycetes; Ustilaginales; Ustilaginaceae
Exons: 1
Coding region: 1-1587 (528 amino acids)
Source: RefSeq, a predicted model, not a curated record